AUGGAGUACAUACAAGAAUCUCUCUUCCCUUACCUCCGCGCCCACUCCUACACACUCCUCAAAAAGACCAUCUCGACACUCCCCGCCUCAGCAACCGCGCACCUGACUACCCUGCGAUCCGCCUACCUAGAACCAUACCUCGUCCAACCACUCGCCUCGCUCCUCUCGCUCUCAUCCUCAGACCUCGUCUCCGUCGCUAUCAUGCUCCUCGCGCUAUACAUCUCGCUACGGAUCCUUGAUUAUGCGCGGCGCGUGGUGAUGUUCUGGGUGAUGUUUGUUGUUCGGCUGUGUUUCUGGGCGGGUGUGUUGGGCGUCGGGGUUUAUGUGUAUAAUGUUGGAGUGGAGAGGGCGGUUACGGAGGCCGGGUGGAUUUGGGGUGUGGUGCAGGGGUUUAUCGAGGAUUUUGUGGCGGAUGUAGAAGGGAAAGGGCAGCCAAGAGCGGCUGGAUAUGCAUAUCAGAAUCAACGAGGGGGGAGAAGGAGGUGGUGA
This is a messenger RNA of Talaromyces proteolyticus, 489 nucleotides long. RefSeq names its product nuclear pore assembly and biogenesis-domain-containing protein. NCBI's taxonomy places the organism in Eukaryota, Fungi, Ascomycota, Eurotiomycetes, Eurotiales, Trichocomaceae. The record is from RefSeq and is a predicted model, not a curated record. The transcript is spliced from 2 exons. The coding region runs from base 1 to 489 and encodes 162 amino acids.